Molecule: messenger RNA, 5473 nt
Organism: Nezara viridula (southern green stink bug)
Lineage: Eukaryota; Metazoa; Arthropoda; Insecta; Hemiptera; Pentatomidae
Source: the annotation of a GenBank genome assembly
GCCAGGACACUUACGGUCUAUAGUUAGUUCAACUACUGCCUGAUUCUUAGUCUAUGUCAGGUGAGCGGAAGGUGCGGUUCUGUGUCCGUGUGUGUGUUUGAAUAGUGAGGGCUAACAUCAGGAUCAUAGCAGCAAGGAAGAGAUGGACAGUUGGGGAACGCUGUCAGUCGAAGUGACGGCCGGUUUCAGCACAACCAGGGAUGAGAGGGGAGGAGUUCCACCACCAAGGACGAAAGCAAUGAGUCUCAGAACUGUGGAUCUGUUGUUUACAAGACGUACAACAACAAUCGAGAAGCUACCGGACAAGGUUCUACUGCACAUCUUCUCCUACUUAUCCCAUAGGGAAAUUUGUCGGAUGGCCAGGGUCUGUAAAAAAUGGAGAGUCAUUGCUUAUGACACUAGGCUGUGGAAGGCUGUUUCUCUUAGGCCUGAAGUUUUAGGUCUUCAUGUCGGAAGUCUGGAGGCACUUUUAGCCCUCAUCAGUAUCCGGUUUGGACCAACACUAAGAUACAUAGAACUGCCGAUUGAAUUGAUCACACAUACUGUUCUUCAUGAAUUAGCCAAUAAGUGUCCCAACCUAACACACAUGCUGCUAGAUUUCUCAACAGCGAUGCAACUCCAUGAUUUCUCUGAACUUCAGACAUUCCCUACGAAAUUGAAAUAUAUGUGUAUUUGCCUGUCUGAAGUCAUCUUCAUGGAAGGUUUUAUGAGAAAAAUUUAUAAUUUUAUUAAUGGUUUAGAAAUUCUGCAUCUUGUUGGUACUUAUGAAAAAGUGGAAGAAGAAGAGGAAGAAAUUUAUGAAGUCAUCAAUGUUCAUAAAAUGAAAUCUGCCACUCCAAAUUUACGAGUUAUCAACCUCUAUGGAAUUAAUUUCAUUGAUGACAGCCAUAUAGAUGCUUUUAGUUCAAACUGCAUACAGUUAGAAUGCCUGGCCGUCAACUUCUGCAAUAAGGUUACUGGCUCCACGAUGAAGACCCUUUUUCAAAGAAGUCGUCGUCUCAGAUGCCUUUUAAUGAACCAGACCAGUCUUAAGAGUGAACAUGUCAUGGCAGUUGAAUGGGAGAAGAGCUCUAUACAAGAGUUGGAUGUAACUGCUACAGAUCUGUCCGCAGAAUGCCUGAUAGAUAUGCUUACUAGAAUCCCCGGUUUGAGAUUCCUUCGAGCUGGCCAAAUAAAUGGUUUCAACGAUUCAGUACUCAAAGCAUGGACAGAAAAUGGCAACACAAGAAACCUGAUAGCUCUUGACCUAGAGGCAUCUGACAACUUGUCAGAUGAUGCAAUAAAGAAGUUCCUCACAAGACAUGGCCACCAGCUGUUGGGGUUGUCACUAUCUGGCAUGCCUCAUAUUACAGAUCAGUUAUGGAUGGCAGCACUUCCUAUUGUGACUAAUGCCAAAAUUCUUAUAAUGGGCACUCGUGAACGAUUAGGUGUAAAUAUUCAUGUUGAUCAAUUGAUGGAUGGUAUUGCAAAUAGUUGUCCUAAACUCGAGCGAUUAGAACUCAGAUGGGACCCGGAAAACCUUAGGUUUUCUGAUAAAUCACAAAAAGCAAUCGACAUACUCCGAGUGAAAUGUCUGAAAAUGAAAAGUCUUGUUUUAAGUGAUGGACGCUACUAUGAAAUUGUAAAAGCGAACUUUGAACGAGCUGACCGUACAACUGUUGUGAGGACAUCAACAAGCUGCAGGACUUCUCUUUACUAUCUUUUAUCUAACUAUAAAGAUCUAAUUUUUAAUUGAAUACAAAUUGAUUUGUUUUUUAUUUUAAAUGUUACAAUUUCAAAUGUAUUGAAGUCGUAAACUUGACUGUGGAAGAGACAGGGAGCCAAGAAGAUGCAAUUCACUGCAAGCGAAACUGAGGAGUGAUUAAUUUUCAUGCAGCUAUUUAUUAGUUAAACAUUGUUCAUACAAAAUAUUGAUAAAAUGCAUUGUAUUUCAGCAUUUGAUAAGAGUGAAUAUUAAACAACCAAUUUCUACUUUUAUGAAAUUAUGUAUCUAGGAAUUGUUUGUAUAUAAUGUGCAGAUUGUGUUGUGCAUUUAUUCAGAAAGUUUUUAAUAAUCUAAAUAAUUUAAAUUAGAAAAUUUCAUUUCAAAUAGUUUGAUUUAUCACAAUGGAUUUGUAAUUAAAAACAAACAAUUUUCUACCUAAGAAUAAAGAAUAAAAUUUAAUACAAUAUGAAAUUUAAUCAGUAUUAUUUAUGAUCUAAUGAAAUCAUACUUGUUACAUUAAUGUUAUUUCAAUGCUAAUUGUAUUCUUAACCCCAUUGCUGAUUAAAAGAAAAUUUAUACCUACCCAUAAUGGUUGAAAAUCUAAAUAUCAAACAAAAAAUUACAGUGUGUUUGCUAAUAAAAACUAAUUAAAACAUAAUGGUUUAAAAUAUUGAAACAUUCAGAUUGUCAAAAGAAAAACUUAAAACUUUACUGAGUUUAUAAAAAGUCAAUUUGUUAUUCAUUGACAACAGGGUAUUUUUUAGAGAUCAUUUAUUUAUUGUUGAUGCAGUAUUUGAGCAUUCAUGAGUCAACAGUGGUGCCAAUUCAGAUCUGGCCUGAGAGGGUUGACAUUAAACUCAUGAUCAUUAUUUAUCCUCUAAAUCCUCUUUACAUAGGUCGGUAAUGUGUAAAAUAACUCUUCCUGCCAUAGUUGAAGCACAGAACAUUGUCAAACUCAAUAAACGACAUAUAGCAAAUUUGAAUGUUGAAGUUCAAUUUAUAUUUACCAGUAGACAAACUUUGAAAUAGGAGUUCAAAUCUUAUACAUUAUCAUAACUUUUUUUUGGUAAAUAAAAGGAGUCACAUUUAAAAAUUAUAUCUCAGCCUUACACCACAUUUAUUUGUAAUAAAAGUUCACUUAACAUUAAGAUCAACUCCAUUAUAAUUUUGUUGAUACAGUAACUUACCAUAGUUGAAGCUCAGAGUUGGUUUGAAUAUACUUAAAACAAGUUGGCUAAGAGCUUUCGAUAACUGUAUGUGUUUAUACUAUAUUUUAAAAAAUUAAAAUUAAAUACAAUUAAAUUAAAUAUUUUUUUUUCUGUUGCCUCUACAAUGCAGAGUCAUUGGGAACAUCUUCAAGUUAAAAUUUAUGAUAAAGUUUCAGCAAUUAUAGAAAUGCUAAUGUUCCUUUAAUAGCUUUUUCAUUUUCUUUUAAAUUUCCUGAUGUGUAUGGUCUUAUAUCCAAAUUUUCCCUGAUGUUUUUCAGUGUAAGGCAAUCUUGCAGAAUGUAUUUUACAGUUCUUUGGACAUUGCAGUUUCCACAGGUUGGAUGAUAAAGACCUCUUAAUAAGUAGAUAGGCAUGUGAGAACUCACACUAUGUAAUUCUUAAUCUACAUUAAAUUAAAUUAAAUCAUUACUAAAUUUUAAAUAAACAACAAUUUUAAAACUAAAAACAAGAAAAAGUACUAUAGUAAAAAGUACCAUAAAAUCAUUAGCAGAUUAUUUUAUUUGAAAACUCAUAUUUUCAUUAUUUGUAAAUUAAAUAACUUAGCAUUAUUAUAAUACCAAGAAUCAAUAGCGAUGUAAUUAAAUUAACAAGUAGAUGAUCAACUUCUUAUGCCAGACAAAUGUCAUUAAAUUGUUCAUUGUUCUUAGAGGACUGUAAGUCCCAGAAUAAAAUUGACUUAUCUUUCAUUCUUCUUUCUUUCAUUAUUUGUUAACAUAAAAAUAUUUAUUUACCUCUAGCUAAGUACUUCAUAAUUGGAUUUUUAAAAAUAGGAAAUCAUGGAAUUAUUUUAAAAUAAAAGCACUUAUAACGUUUUUUUGUCUUGUUUUUAAAACCAGAAUUUUAUUUCUUAUGAAAAUAAUAUUAAAUAUUAUAUACAAUAAUCAUUAUCUUCACUUCAUAAAUACAUAAUGACAAAGGUUUUAAAAAUGAAAACAUUUUGUAUUUUCAAUAUAAAUACAAUCUAAUGAUAAUUAAAAAAUAAAAUUCUUACGCUAAACAAGUGAAUCUUAAUUAUAACCAGGAAACUAUUAAUUAUUUAUAUUAUUCCUUGGAAAACUACAAAAACCAAUUCCGUAACCCACUAUACCCUACUAGGCAGAUAGUAAUACAAAUGGGUAACAUGACCGUUGACAAUAAAACCGUUGAUGGUUUUAGAGAACAUUAAAUUUAAGUUAAUAUAAAAGAAAUAAAAUAAUGCUAUUUUGAUUUAUAUUUUUAAAAACUUUUAAAUCAAUAUUAGUUGAGUUUAGACCAAAUUUGCAUCUAUUGUUUUUUCUUUGUUUUUUUUUUUUGUUUUUUUGUAUAUUCUAGUGUUAUAAUGAAAUUAUUUCAAGAAAUUAUAAUCUUACUUAAAACUUACUUAAUUUUCCUUAUUUAUAUAUCCAAAUAUACAUGUAUAUAUAUUUUAUAUAUUAUAUCUAUAAUAAAAUAAUGUCUUUUGUACAUUCUCUAUUUACUACAAGUAAUUUUAUUUUACUUAUAUAUAGCUAUAAACAACAUUAUAUACAAAAAUUAAGAUUGUAGCAGAUUUAAUUAUUAUAGUUUGGUGAUAAUUUUAUUGUUUGAAAAGAACUGAUUUAGUAAAGAAAUCAAAAGAGAAAUAUAUUAAAUUAUACAGAAUUAGAUCUUGUUCAUUUGAAGAGUUGUGUAAUUCUAGAUUUAUAUUUCUUAAUUACACAGAAAUAGAUAUUCCUGAUUUAAAAUAUGUACAAAUAAUGUUUGAAUGAAAAAAAAAUAUUACAUAGACAGUUGUAAUGAUUCUUUCUAAUAAUAAUUAAUAUGAUUUUGUAAUGGCACAGUAACAAUAUCAUACUAAAAUUAAAUAUUUGUCAUUGUAUUAGCAAUCCUUAGCAAUUCUGAUAAAUCUAUUUUGAUAUUAAAAGGAAAUGUUAUAUCACAUUUCGAGAAGGCCCUGCAAGUUAGAAUCGUAUACUGAUCACUCUUCUGUAUUAAAACUGAGACCAGUGCCUUUAAGAUUCUCUCUGGUCCAAUUGUCAAACCUCUCAGCAAGUUCUGGUGACAUGUAGUUCUUCCAGUCGCCAACUUUCCCUUUUCGUAUGAAGGUCUGGUCACCCUGAUCAGACUAGAUAUCAGACUUCAUUUGUCACAUUAUACUACCAGUAUAUGAUAGUCACAUAAAUGAACAGACAUUUUAAAAUUAUUUAAUUCAAGAUGUACAGCUUUAAACAUUUUUGCAUCAGUAAUUUACAAAAUGGAGAUGGCAUAUUAAUACUCUAUUGUAUUAUUAAUACUCUUUUCUAACUGUUGAAUGUUUUAAUUGAUCCCAUCCUUAUUCAAUAACACUGUCUUUCUUUUAUUUAAACAAUUUUUAUAUAAUAAUAACAAUACAGUAUUUAUUUAAAUAUUUACGAUCAAAAAUGCCUUUCAAAAAAACCUAUUUAUUCAUUUUAUUUAGCUCUUCAUCCAAAUUUUUUAUGAGGAUAGUAUCAAAAAGUCCCACACAAGAAAAAAUUAAUGAAAGAGAUUUUGAUUAUUUGAUAAUUUUUUAUGUAUUAAUUUUCAUUUUAUUAAUGCCCAG